AUGGCAUUAGGACGCAAAGGUUAUCAAUGUGAAAUAAUAGGAAAAAACGAAACGAGGGGACAAGAAAUUAGAUUAUUCAGAAAUAGGAAUAAUAGAAACAGCGAGCAAAGUUUUCUACGAUGCUGUGAACAGAAAUCAACGGUGUCCGAUUUGGUGUAUAAUUAUUUAAGAAAGGUCGCGUAUACCGAUAGCGUUCGAAAACAUCGCAACAAUGCGUGCAAUAAGUUUCGAAGAAAUACGAGAAAAACGAUCGUCCAUCCGUCGCGCAGAUAUUCAAAUGCAGAUGGUAACGGAUUAAAAUCUUAUAUAAGUAAAGCACUUUCUUUCGCGGUGCAUUCAGGUUAUUUAAUUCCUACCGAUGGAACCGGAAGGUUCCUUGCACUUUCUCCGUGUUUGAUGUUACAUCAUACGCUGACAGAUACAAAUGAUACACAUAAAUCAAGAGAUAAAUAAUUCGUGAAAGUUAAAUGAUACUGACAAUGAAAAAAAAAAGGCAAGACAAUGAUUGAACAAAAGGUUCUGGUUCUUCGUCAGUUGUAGUUUCACACUCGCAAUAGUCACCUUUAUCAAUGCGUUUUCUGCGACGUUUCGGUGUUCUAACUGGUGAAGACAUCGU
Messenger RNA from Frieseomelitta varia, 616 nucleotides. RefSeq lists its product as uncharacterized. NCBI's taxonomy places the organism in Eukaryota, Metazoa, Arthropoda, Insecta, Hymenoptera, Apidae. The transcript is spliced from 4 exons. The record is from RefSeq and is a predicted model, not a curated record. The coding region runs from base 1 to 453 and encodes 150 amino acids.